Messenger RNA from Blepharisma stoltei, 219 nucleotides. Lineage: Eukaryota; Ciliophora; Heterotrichea; Heterotrichida; Blepharismidae. The record is from the annotation of a GenBank genome assembly.
AUGAACACGCCUAGCUACUGUACACCUCUAGCAUCAAGAAAAUCUCAAUCGAGGACUCGAGUGCCGCUUUCCCCUCUCCCUCCAGACUUUUCUCCGGUGGUUUGUACAAAGCCACGGGAUUUCGAAAAAGAAAACACAUACUUGGCAACUCCUCCAACAGCCUCAAGUUUUGAAUCUCCAUUCUCUGAUAUGGACUCUCCUUACUUUACACUCAGGUAA